Moneuplotes crassus is the source of this 869-nucleotide messenger RNA. Lineage: Eukaryota; Ciliophora; Spirotrichea; Euplotida; Euplotidae. The record is from the annotation of a GenBank genome assembly.
UUUGGAGUUGAAUUUAUCAUAAUUUACUGAUUCCAACAGAUUUCAAUGGAAGUUCAGAAUAAAACCACCAGUUUUUCAGAAAGCUUGAAGAAGAAGCAAGAGAUCUCUGCUAGUAAGAGAAAAGAUGAGGAGAGGAAGGUUAUUGGUCAAGGAAACAACCUUCCAAAGACUAAAAUUGCUGCUACUUCUGUUCUCACAGAGGUACCUGAAGAGGGCAAGGUUUCAGUCACACCUCAGGAUCAACAGAAUGUUUCCCAGAGAUCAAAUUUUGUUAAGCUUUGCAGUCAAAGAGAAGGAAAAUUCACUCCAACCAAGAGUGAACUUGGUCCUUCCCAGGUAGAUAGAUCAUCGAAAUUUUGUAGCAGCAAAUUCAGAAAAAUGAGUUUGAUGAAUGUUUCAAGUCUCCUCUUGAGCCAGCCAAGUUUGGAGAAUGCAAAGAUCAUCUUGUCACAUCCUGAGAGCGAUUUUGUUCAUUGCUCUUAUUCAUCUCAGUCAUGAAGUCCAAGUCAGAUAUCUCUAAAAGGACUUCAGGAAUUUUUAAAGGAUCAAGCAGGAGUAAAAUCGACUAAGAAGGCUUCAAUGUUCACUCUCAGUCUGAUAACAUGCAAAGAUAAGCAGGUUAUUCCAUUCAAGAUGUUCAGACAGUCAGACCUAAAUUUCAGUAGAGAGUUUUGUGAGCAGAUCCAUUAUGCGGACCAAGAUGAAGAUUAUGACACAGACGAUGAGAUCAUGGAGCUCUCCAACAGAAGGGUCAAGAAUGACCUUGACCUAGUCUUCAAUGAGAUCUUCUACAAAGGCACUGAGAUGACAUCGAUCUGUAGGAAUGCUAGAAUCGGCAUAGAAUUUUAGUUACAUUUUCAGAGUAAUUU